This is a messenger RNA of Durio zibethinus, 2072 nucleotides long. Lineage: Eukaryota; Viridiplantae; Streptophyta; Magnoliopsida; Malvales; Malvaceae. The record is from RefSeq and is a predicted model, not a curated record.
UUGUAGAUGUACUAUCAGUUUCUCCGGACAAUUAUGAGCCACACAAAUGCGCUCAGACCAAAAAGCCCACCUACAGGCAUGGUCAAAGGCCUCUCAUCUCAGUUCCAAUGUGUCAUUCAAUGAAUGGCAAAGAUCUCAUAUCUCAUUCCACCUCAGCAACUUUCAGCAUUCAAAGCACACCAGCCAAAUUGCUCCUUCCGAAGCUAAGGCUUGUCAUCCAAUCAAUUCUACGAGGACAACAAAAUACUCACAAACCCUCCAUUUCUGAUGGUUCAAGCUUUUCCAUCAUAUCUUUGAGAGCCACCAAUUGCAUAAUCAAUUGCAUAAAAUUAUGCCAUGAAGGCCCUCAAUGCAGCGAGCUUAAGACCUCUCUCGGUUCUUUUUGAGAGAAGAACAGAAACCAGGAAAUUAGCUUCAUUCUCAAUUGCUUCACCCCUGAAACUUCCAAAUUCUGCAGCUUUUAUUAAAACCCCUCCUGCUCUUCAGGAGUGUUUGUCAAGAAGCUUGCAUGGGGGUAUAGUGCUAUUGUCUUCAGUUCUUCCCAGUAGUUCUGCUAAAGCUUUAUCAUACGAUGAAGCACUGCAGCAGAUUACGGGAUCCUCCUCGUCAUUUGAUUUUAAUCCAAAUGGUAUUCUUGAUAGUGUUGUCAGUUUUGUAACUGAGAAUCCCACAGUUGUAGCUGGUGGUACUGUUGUUUUGGCAGUUCCAUUAAUUUUGUCUCAGCUGUUAAACAAUUCAAAGCCAUGGGGAGUUGAGUCUGCAAGGAGUGCUUAUGCCAAGCUGGGUGAUGAUGCCACUGCUCAGUUGCUGGACAUAAGGGCCCUCAAGGAGUUUAGACAAGUUGGUAGUCCUGACAUAAGGGGUUUUGGGAAGAAGCCGGUGUCAAUUGCCUUUAAGGGUGAAGAAAAACCUGGGUUCUUGAAAAAGCUGUCUUUGAAAUUUAAGGAACCUGAAAAAACCACCUUGUUCAUUAUUGACAAAUUUGAUGGGAGCUCUGAACUGGUUGCGGAAUUGGUCACUGCAAAUGGAUUCAAAGCUGCUUAUGCAGUAAAAGACGGUGCAGAAGGACCAAGAGGAUGGAUGAAUAGUGGUCUUCCCUGGAUAGCACCGAAGAAAGGUGUCAACCUUAGCAAUUUGACAGAAGCAUUCACUGGGGCCUUUGGAGAGGGAUCAGAUGGCCUCUCUGUUGCACUAGGGAUUGCUGCAGCUAUUGGAUUAGGCUUAUUGGCAUAUUCAGAGAUAGAAACAAUACUUCAACUUCUAGGCUCAGCUGCUGUUAUUCAGCUUGUGAGCAAGAAACUCCUCUUUGCAGAGGACCGAAAGCAAACUCUUCAACAAGUUGAUGAAUUCUUAACCACUAAGGUGGCUCCUAAGGAAUUUGUUGACGAGAUAAAGCAAAUUGGAGUGGCCCUUCUACCAACAACUGCCACUACCAAGGCUCUUCCUGCACCUACAAAGGCAAAACCAGAGCCCGAAGUCGAAGCAGCAGCAGAACCCCCACCUCAAAUUAAUUCAGUUCCCAUAACAGAAUCCAAGGCAGAUGGAAUCUCUGGAUUUCCUAGACCACUUUCACCAUAUCCUAUCCAGAUAUGAAGCCUCCAACAUCUCCUACUCCAUCACAGCCCUAGAUUCAUGAUUUCAUUAAACUUUGCGUCGGUUUCUACCUCAAGCAAAUCAACUGGUUGGUCAGGAAUUUUUAAAGCUAUCGAGUGAGUUGUGUAAUCUACCCUCAUGUUAAAUGAUUUUCUAUCUAACACGAUGAUCUGUAUCAAUAAACUAGAAAGAGAGGGAAAAAAGUGACCCUCCCGCCCAAGAAAAAAACAUAAAGUAGUCUGCCUCGAUCAUCUUGUUGCUCUUUUGUAAUUAUUAGGUAUCAUGUAGACGUUGCUGUAUGAUUCAGCUUAACUGAAAGUAUCUCUUUUAGCAUUUGAGACAUCCUUUGAACAAAUACACUAUUAUGCAAGUUUUGUGGGAAGAUCAGAUGGGGAAAAUGAUGAUUGCCUCGAGGCUGCAAUUGCUGUAGUUACCAUGUUUUGAAGAUUUUCAAUGUGCUUGAGGAUUCAAUAUUUUAU